Molecule: messenger RNA, 2088 nt
Organism: Anopheles marshallii
Lineage: Eukaryota; Metazoa; Arthropoda; Insecta; Diptera; Culicidae
Product: U3 small nucleolar ribonucleoprotein protein MPP10
Exons: 4
Coding region: 1-2088 (695 amino acids)
Biological process (GO): rRNA processing
Cellular component (GO): small-subunit processome; Mpp10 complex; sno(s)RNA-containing ribonucleoprotein complex
Source: RefSeq, a predicted model, not a curated record
AUGGUUAAAAAGGUUACAUUUUCGCCGCUCUUAGCAAAAAAGAAAGUUGGAUUGAAAUCGCAUGUGAAUAAGUUCCGCAAGUUUACGAAGCACCCGGAAGAUUAUCUCAAAUUGCAGAAACCUCUGGCUAAAAAGUUAAAGUUGUAUGUCAAAGAAAUAUACGACCAUGGCGCGAAGAAUCCAACUGCGGCCCUCGAUGAACCAUUGCCUUAUCUUGACGAACUAGUCACGGACGAAAUGGAUGAUGAGCAAAUUUGGCAGCAGCUAGAGCUCAAGAAUGAAUAUUUCAUUGAACAGGAUCUGAAGAAAUUCUUAGAUGUUGUGUCGAAGAAUGAAAAACGUUUGCAACUUUCAUUCAGCACGAAAUCCAUUUCCCAGGAUGGAUCCGACGAAGGUUCGUCCGUUGACGAGAUGCACGAAUCGGAUGAAGAGAACGGAGUUAAUGGAGAUGCAAUGGAUUCAGAGGCAGAAAACGAGGCAAACGGUGAUGGGAUCGAUUCGGAAGAAGAAACGGCACCGGAAAAAGUAAAAAAAUCAAAGAAAAAAGAGAAUAAACAAUCCAAGUCCAAGAAAUCGAUUGUAGACGAUCGAUUCUUCAGGCUGGAUGAUAUGGCAAGGUUCUUGGACUUAGAAGAUGAUCGUGAGAGGCGAAAGCAGAAUGGGUUGUCGGAGAAAAACCCUCUCAUCGAGAUCGAUUAUUUUGAUGAACAUACCGGAGAGGACGAUGGCGAUGAAGCAGAUUUGAAAUAUGCAGAUUUCUUCGAAGACGAAGAUGAUGAAGAAGAUGAUAGCGAAGACGAUGAAAGUGAAGCAGAUGAACACGACAAUAUUGAAGAUGAAGCUAAUAAUGAUGAAGCUGACGACGAUGGGGAAGAAAACGACCUUGAGCAAGAACAGGAAGGGGAAUUGUCCGAUGAAGCAGAAGUUGAACGUAACCGGAAGCUGCGGUUCGCAAUAUAUCAAGAGGGUGGAGGCUUACCGUUGCAGCCAGAAAGACCUGCCAAGAAUCCGGUAAUAGAACAACCGGAAUCGAGUGACAGUGCAAGCGAGGGCGAGAAAAGUCAAGACAAAGACGAUGUACCAAAAUCUUCGUACGAAAUUCGGCAGCAAAAGCUCAAAGAGAAGAUAACCCAAAUGGAAUCGAAACUGCUGAAGGAAAAACCAUGGCAACUGAAGGGCGAAAUUUCCGCCGAAACACGACCGAAGAAUUCGUUGCUCGAAGAGGUGCUAGAGUACGAGCAUACAACCCGCCCUGCGCCAGUUAUAACGGAGGAAACGACAAUGCGGUUGGAAGAUAUCAUAAAGCAACGCAUCAGAAAUAAAGCUUACGAUGAUGUGGAGAGAAAGGUGCGCCCACCGGAUAAUCCUCGCGAGUACCGGAAACAGUUAGUACUGGAUGGGGAGAAAAGUAAAGAGUCACUGGCCAAGGUGUACGAGCAGGAUUAUUUGAAACAGCUUGAGAAAGCUAAUCCCGAUGCUGAUGUUCAAGCAAACGAAGACGAGGAACCGAAGGAACACAAGGAAAUUCGAAACAUGAUGAAAGCCAUAUUGGCACAGUUGGAUGCAUUAUCGAACUUCCACUACACGCCACGCCCGGCCGCUCCAGACCUGAAGAUUCUUACCAAUACGCCUGCCAUCAGUAUGGAAGAAGUUGCACCGGUUGCAACGAGCGAUGCCACGUUGCUCGCUCCUGAGGAAGUGCAUCGACGACCGAAGGGAGAUGUCAUGUCAAAGGAGGAACGUACCAAGACGGAUCAAAACCGCGAACGGCGGUUGAAGAAACGUUUCCAGCAGGAAAAGUUCCGUCGCGAAGCGGAACGCGAACAGAAGCAACUCGAGAAGGCGGCGGGAAAGAGCAACUCAAAACAAAACCGAGCACUGCAAACGUCUCUACUGAAGAAGGUAACGAAGGCGAAAAAUGUGCAGCAAAUGGUGGAAACUUCUUCUGGACCGGCCAAAUCGUCCAGUGCGUUCUUCUCGCAACUGCAGGAUGAGGUUCGGUCCCAGGUUAAGGCAAAAGCCGACGGAGUGGCGAAAAAGAAGAAGAAAAACACUGAAACCCUUAUUGCCAGCAACUUUAAGUUGUGA